AUGUCCCAAGUUCCAAAUUUUCCAUUAACGUCCAUCGAGCAGCAGCUGAAAACACAUGCCAUUUUAUGCACGACUGGAUAUUUAAUUUUGCUUCCCAUUGGUGUGUUGGUGCCUCGCUUCACCAGGACCUAUACGAAUAGAUGGUUUCCUGUUCACUUGGCCAUUCAGCUAUGCAUCUCCGCUCCUGUCAUUUUUGCAGGGUGGGCUCUUGGCCACAAGUCCGCUGGCCAGCUUGGACUUUCGCAUUUUACGGAUACCCAUCAAAAAGUUGCGCUUGCGUUGUUGGUACUUUAUAUCGUACAGCUGGGAUUGGGGAUGAGUAUCCACUGGGUGAAACCUCGUUGGUUUUACGGAAGACCGCCCCAGAACUACGUGCACGCUGUUCUUGGACUUGUUAUUCUGGUGCUGGCUGCGUAUCAAGUCCAUUACGGACUGUAUACUGAAUGGACCUUUGCUACUGGUGGAUUGCAUGCAGUUCCGAAUUCUGCCAAGCAUGCAUGGCUCGCUCUAGUUGUGGUUCGUUUACUACAACGAAAAUAA
Messenger RNA from Guyanagaster necrorhizus, 540 nucleotides. RefSeq lists its product as uncharacterized. The record is from RefSeq and is a predicted model, not a curated record. The coding region runs from base 1 to 540 and encodes 179 amino acids. Lineage: Eukaryota; Fungi; Basidiomycota; Agaricomycetes; Agaricales; Physalacriaceae. Gene Ontology annotation, molecular function: transmembrane monodehydroascorbate reductase activity; heme binding. The transcript is spliced from 3 exons.